Molecule: messenger RNA, 2598 nt
Organism: Telopea speciosissima
Lineage: Eukaryota; Viridiplantae; Streptophyta; Magnoliopsida; Proteales; Proteaceae
Product: ABC transporter G family member 22-like
Exons: 10
Coding region: 1-2235 (744 amino acids)
Cellular component (GO): membrane
Molecular function (GO): ATP binding; ABC-type transporter activity; ATP hydrolysis activity
Source: RefSeq, a predicted model, not a curated record
AUGGAGACGACGCCAACGACGACGACGGGUGGACUAGCGAGAGCGAAAUCAGAUCAACUGGUGGAGAUAGUGACGAGGAAGUCGCCAGGCAGAACUCUGUCGAGUGAAGCAGUGGUGCUGGAGAGUGGUGCCACCCUUUCCAGGAAGUCGAGUUAUGGGAAGCGCUUCUCCGCAGCAGCAUCGCCGGGGCAAAGCGGAGGGAACAGCAGAACCCACUUAAGGAAGUCCAGGAGCGCACAACUGAAAGUGGAUUUGGACGAGGUGAGCAGCAGCGCCGCCCUCAGCAGGGCUUCCAGCGCCAGCUUGGGCUUCUCUUUCUCCUUCACCGGCUUCACCAUCCCUCCCGAAGACAUUGCCGAAUUUAAAGCUUUCAGCGACGAUGAAAUCAUCCCGGAGGAUAUCGAGACUGGCACUCGCAAGAAGGUUCCUCCAGAGCCAACAUGGCCAAUUUAUCUCAAGUUCACAGAUGUGGCAUACAAAUUAGUUCUUAAAGGUGUCAGGACAACAGUAGAGAAGGAAAUCUUGAAUGGCAUUACAGGUUCAGUGAGUCCAGGAGAAGUUUUGGCAUUAAUGGGACCAUCAGGCAGCGGGAAGACCACCCUCCUUAAUCUCCUUGGUGGAAGAUUAAGUCUACCUGCUCAACGUGACUCUAUCACUUACAAUGAUCAGCCAUAUUCCAAGUCCCUAAAACGCAGGAUUGGAUUCGUGACCCAAGACGAUGUUCUAUUUCCUCACCUUACAGUGAGAGAAACAUUAACAUAUGCAGCUCUUCUGCGAUUGCCAAAAAUACUGACAAGACAACAGAAAGAAGAACGAGCCAUGGAUGUCAUCUAUGAGCUCGGCUUGGAGAGGUGUGAAGACACAAUGAUUGGAGGGUCCUUCGUGAGGGGAGUUUCAGGUGGUGAGAGGAAAAGGGUAUGUAUCGGCAAUGAGAUUCUAAUCAACCCUUCACUUCUGUUUCUCGACGAGCCAACCUCUGGCUUGGAUUCAACAACAGCUCUUAGAAUUGUUCAGAUGUUACAAGACAUUGCUGAGGCUGGCAAAACAGUGGUGACUACUAUCCAUCAGCCAUCCAGCAGACUGUUCCACAAGUUUGACAAAUUGAUCCUUCUCGGGAAAGGGAGCUUACUCUACUUCGGAAAGGCAUCAGAAGCAAUGGCUUAUUUCUCAUCCAUAGGAUGCUCCCCUCUCAUUGCCAUGAACCCAGCAGAAUUCCUGCUAGAUCUAGCAAAUGGAAAUAUCAAUGAUGUUUCUGUACCAUCAGAAUUAGAUGAUAAAGUACAGAUGGGAAACUCAGACACCGAAACAAGAAAUGGGAAGCCAUCCCCAACAGUUGUGCAUGAGUACCUUGUUGAGGCCUAUGAGACAAGGGUGGCGGACAACGAGAAGAAGAAGCUCAUGAUGCCGAUACCCAUCAAUGAAGAAAUCAAGUCAAAGGUAUCUUCUCCAAUGAGAGAAUGGGGGGCAAGCUGGUGGGAACAGUAUUCCAUCCUGUUUUGGAGAGGCCUCAAAGAAAGGCGGCAUGAUUACUUAAGCUGGUUGAGAAUCACCCAAGUUGUCGCCACCGCUAUUAUUUUGGGUUUGCUCUGGUGGCAGUCAGAUGGUACUACCCUGAAAGGACUCCAAGAUCAGUCAGGAUUGCUGUUCUUCAUCGCUGUCUUUUGGGGCUUCUUUCCUGUUUUCACAGCAAUCUUCACAUUCCCUCAAGAAAGAGCCAUGAUAAACAAGGAACGAGCAGUUGACAUGUACAGAUUAAGUGCAUAUUUUAUUGCUAGGACAACUACCGACCUGCCACUUGACCUCUUCCUACCUCUAGCUUUCCUUCUCGUUGUUUACUUCAUGGCAGGCUUGAGAUUGAGUGUUGGUCCAUUUUUCCUAAGCAUGCUUACUGUGUUCCUCUGCAUUAUAGCAGCUCAGGGGCUUGGACUGGCUAUUGGUGCUAUGCUGAUGGAUGUAAAGAAGGCAACAACUCUGGCUUCUGUAACUGUGAUGACAUUCAUGUUGGCUGGUGGCUUUUUUGUUAAGAGAGUUCCAGAUUUUGUGUCAUGGAUCCGUUACAUUUCUUUCAACUACCAUACUUAUAGGCUUCUUCUCAAGGUGCAGUACAAUCAUAUCACUCCUGCCAUAAAUGGAAUGAAACUGGACAAUGGUUUGACAGAAGUAGUUGCCCUGGUUAUCAUGGUUUUCGGAUACCGUAUCCUGGCAUACCUUUCAUUGCGGAGAAUGAAACUCUGAUUUUGAGUUUGAAUGAACUAGGAUUAAGAGCAAUAGAGAGUUAUGAACAAUCAUUUGAAAUCACCUUUCACAUUUUCGCUUCUCAGUGACCUUAUGGAAGAGGGUUGAGUGAGCGGGAAAAAAAACACCAAGUAGUAGUAGAUAUCCAACUCUCAAAGGCUUUUUUCUGAUAAUGGGUAUAAAUUUGUAUUGGAGAAACUGGAUACAAUAUUAUUGGUCACAGCCUACGAAAGUAAUGUCUUUUUUAAGGUAAAGAACCUUUAGGAUGUCUUGGGAUUAUCUCUCUAUCCUUUUCCAGAUUUCGUUCCUUCCAUUUACAGUUGUAACUCCAUAUGUACUGAAUUUGAAUAUGAAUUCCUGGAA